Thlaspi arvense is the source of this 618-nucleotide messenger RNA. NCBI's taxonomy places the organism in Eukaryota, Viridiplantae, Streptophyta, Magnoliopsida, Brassicales, Brassicaceae. The record is from the annotation of a GenBank genome assembly.
AUGCAUCUUGGUGGUGGCUAUCUGUUUGGCUUGCCGGUAGGUUUUGUGGCUGAUUCUAUUGGUGCUACUAUUGGUGCAGCUUCGGCAUUUCUUCUUGGCAGAACAAUUGGGAGGUCUUUUGUUACUUCCAAGCUGAAGGAUUAUCCACAGUUUCAGGCAGUUGCUAUUGCUAUCCGUAGAUCAGGCUUUAAGAUUGUGUUGCUGCUUCGACUUGUUCCCUUACUUCCAUUCAAUAUGUUGAAUUACCUCUUAUCCGUGACUCCAGUUCCAUUUGGAGAGUACGUGCUGGCUUCAUGGUUGGGAAUGAUGCCCAUAACUUUUGCAUUGGUAUAUGCUGGAACAACUUUAAAGGAUCUUUCUGAUGUAACACAUGGAUGGCAUGAGUUUUCAAAAACUCGUUGGGCUUUAAUUGUAACAGGCUUUGCAACAUCUGUUGUUCUACUGGUUUGUGUUACCAGAGUUGCCAAGUCUGCUCUAGAGAAAGCCCUAGCUGAAAAUGAAGAUAUAGAUAGCAUCAUUGCCUCACCGGAGCUACCCAUUGUGGCUAAUCCAGGGGCAGAUCUUCAGCAGCCACUCAUGAUCAAGAUUGACCGCCCUGAAGAUGAUCAUGAAAAAUGA